ACUUACUGCAGAGCUAAAAAUAUAUAAUGAUAACAGCUGGUAAUGGUAUAAAAGAGCCAGAACAAAAAGGAGACAAAGUACUCAAGGGAUCAGCUUGCUACUUUCCAUAGACAAGACCACCACAGAAUAAUAUGUCUCAGCCAGAGGUGAAGAAGAAGAAGCGGCCACCUGUCAAAGAGGAAGACCUGAAAGGAGCCCGCAGUAAACUAGGGCUGAAGGGAGAGGUCAAAAGCAAAACAUAUGAGGUUAUGGUCGAGUGUGAGCGCAUGGGGAAGGUUGCACCAUCUGUAUUCAGUGGAGUAAGAUCUGGUGGCGAGACAGUCCUUGAAAAACCCAAGCCAGGAAGUGUGUUUGGCAAGUGAGAAGAUGAGAUUAAUAAAUGGACUCUUGUUGUAUGGGUUUUAUAUGAAUAUCCUAUAUAGGUCCAUGACUAUAAUGGGCUAAAUUUGUUGUGUAAAAUUGUAUAACUCUUUUCUACUGUUUGAUUUGUUGUAAAGACCCAUCUGAGCCCUUGUGCGCCAAUUUCUAAUGUCAUGUUUUGUAUAUAAAAAACAUUUCUAAAUGAUCAGUCACUUAAUAUAUCUGUUAAGUCCUGUACGGAAAAGUCUGUAAUUUCAAACCUAGUGUGCAAAUAUUAAAUGACACAGUUGGUCAUUACUUAAAAUGUAGCCACACCAUGAUGUAUUUCCUUUCCCAGAUUAAGAAAAGAAAAUAUAUUUGGAUUGCUGUUCACUAUAUCCUUGAGACUUGUUUCAACAUCAUCUGAGUGUCAUCAGUGAAGCAACUUCCAUAGUAAUUCACUAAUUUCAUGACAUCACACUGUAGGUUAAAGGCCAAAGAUAUUCCCAUCAGAUUGUAAAGCCAACUGGUGAAUGAUGCAACAUCUACAAAGGACAAACUUCCAACUGUAAAUGACUGCUCUUAAAUGAAUAAAUAAACUUUGCAGAAAUCGUCAAUUAACAAUCUUAACUAGGUGUGUGAUCGGUUAAGAUAAUUUGCCUAGCAGUUACACCUUCGUUGUAAUUGUUUUCCUUUUUUUGGAAGAAAUCCUGCAAAUGUAAUAUUUUCUUGUACCACUGUAAAUACCCAAGGCUUGUAAACUGGGUUAAUAAAUGAUUAAAUCAAUAAAUAACCAAAUACUACAUCAUUCUUAAAAAAAAAAAAAUACAAUACCACACUGAUUAUUUUGUCAAAUUUUAAAAUGCAAACACAUUUUCCUGUUCUGUCUUGGAAAAGUUGAACUCUCCCAACUGCAAAACCAGGUUUAACAAUGGAAGAAUUAAACUGUUAAUUAUGAAAUAUCAUUGAAUCUUUUCAGGAAAAUACUACAUUAUCUGUAUUUAAAAAUAGUUAUGGAACAUAGUUAUACAAUAUAGUGGGACUUUAUGUAUUCUGAUAAAACUUCUUUGUACC
This is a messenger RNA of Xyrauchen texanus (razorback sucker), 1413 nucleotides long. Its product is annotated as musculoskeletal embryonic nuclear protein 1-like. Gene Ontology annotation, biological process: tissue regeneration; chondrocyte differentiation; chondrocyte proliferation. The transcript has 3 exons. Bases 132 to 362 code for a protein of 76 amino acids. Gene Ontology annotation, cellular component: nucleus. NCBI's taxonomy places the organism in Eukaryota, Metazoa, Chordata, Actinopteri, Cypriniformes, Catostomidae. The record is from RefSeq and is a predicted model, not a curated record.